AUGUUUGGCCGUUCAGGAUUCAGGGCGUUUAAAUCGCCCAACUGGCGGUUCGGACAGUUCUACACGCCGCGGUGGAUCCAUCUGGCCGCCAAACGGCCCACCCCGCGCAAAUUCGCCGGCCCUGGAUGGUCAGUGUUUCAAGACCUCCAGCUGGUGUCGUUUGGGUCCCAUUUGAUAUUCUUCAUGUUACUGCCUCCGAUCAUCCAGGAAUACACCACACGCAUCGACGUUCGUCGCGACGAACUGCCUCCCGAAGUUUCGCUCGCCGAGUACGACUCGCUCGUCAGUUACAUGAAACACCAACGUCCAAUGGAGCGAAUCAGUUUCUUGCAGCCAGGACUGCUCGCCAACAUCAAGCCACAGCCGCUGUCGAUUGCGCAGCAGAUCGAAUUGCCCGUGCCUUCCACUCCCGACGAGCUCACCGACUGUAUUGGAGUUCCUGUGUAUUUGGACCAUUGCAACCUUGCCGUGCCUAAAGAGACAGAAGAGCUUCCCUCGUUGCUGAGUCGCGCGUUCGACAACAGAGACUCGUCGUCCGUGGGCAGAAGCACGGUUUACAAGAUGCAGCCGUACUCUGUCGGCCAUCGCAGCGACGUGGCCAACAUAAAUCGACAGCUGGACACGAACUACAACGACCUGGUCAAUUCGAAACAAAACAAAGAACAGUACGUGCAACAGCUCGUGCGCAUAGUGGACGAGUUUGUCUCGCACACGCGAGACUACGAAACAGAGUCGAACCAGGUGUUUAAGGCUGUGUUUACUCAGUUGUACGACUUGGAGCUGUACUCACUAGCACAAGUUCUGUUGGAGACGAUGGUGGCCACACCCGUGGACAAGAAACAGCGGGCGCUGAAACGAGCCCGAAAAAACCAUCUAGCAAUGACCAAGAAGUUCCUAAAGUCCAAGGCCGGAGGAGUGCGUGUUUCUCGGGAAAAAGCAGAGAUGAAACAGAAACUAAGCAAGCAUAGUCUGGAGAUGUACAACCACGGCUGGGUGAAAAGUGUUGUUGGUGACUCUGGUGUGUUUGAACGGGUGGUGAACCUAUGGUGUCGUCUGGAAACCGAUCCAGGGUCUGUGCUACAGAGUUUCAUGGACCUAUUGCACAAGCACGAGUCAGGCACCGCGGAACUGGCCCAACUCUACAAAGUUCUUGUCAAGGCGGGUCGGGUUGAUCUGGCAAGACAGUUGGCACAGAAAUCUCCCCAAGAGACGUUAGCAUAG
This is a messenger RNA of Ogataea philodendri, 1221 nucleotides long. RefSeq lists its product as uncharacterized. The coding region runs from base 1 to 1221 and encodes 406 amino acids. The record is from RefSeq and is a predicted model, not a curated record. The transcript has a single exon. NCBI's taxonomy places the organism in Eukaryota, Fungi, Ascomycota, Pichiomycetes, Pichiales, Pichiaceae.